Molecule: messenger RNA, 2715 nt
Organism: Pezoporus flaviventris
Lineage: Eukaryota; Metazoa; Chordata; Aves; Psittaciformes; Psittacidae
Gene: CDHR5
Product: cadherin related family member 5
Exons: 14
Coding region: 55-2085 (676 amino acids)
Biological process (GO): adherens junction organization; cell morphogenesis; cell-cell junction assembly
Cellular component (GO): catenin complex; membrane; adherens junction
Molecular function (GO): cadherin binding; calcium ion binding
Source: RefSeq, a predicted model, not a curated record
GGAGAAGCAGGGCGAGACGAUCAGCUUCAUCAGAGACAGGGGUUUUUCCUCAACAUGGCUGUUUCUUACGGGCUCCUCACUUCUGUGCUCUUUCUGCUCCUCUUCAUAACAGACAUUUCAGCACAGCAACAAGGGUGUUCUGUUAGUGACAGUGAACCAAGUGUUUAUGAAAAUAACUCUCCUGGCUAUGUGCUGACCACUAUCCAUGUGGAUUCAGGCUUCACUGUGACCAUUGAUCCUACUUCCCAAGAUGCCAAGUUUUUCACUAUACAGGGGUCUGAACUGCAGCUGACUGAAUCUGUGGACUAUGAGGAAAACACUGUGCUGAUAGUGACCCUGAUUUGUUGGCACUCUGACGUGCAGAGUAAUUCCUUGGACAUUCUGGUGACCAUUCUCAAUGAGAACGACAACAGCCCCGUGUUCAAGCAAACCAACCUCACCCAAGUUGUUCCUGAGGAUACAAAAGUGAAUGCAACCAUUAUAGCCCGUGAGGAGUUAACUGCCAGUGAUGCCGACCUGGACACCAUCUUCUAUGAACUCACAACAACAGUGCAGGACACAGAGGGUUAUUUUGCCAUAAAAGGAAUUAAUAACCCAGAAAUUUAUUUAAGAAGAGCUUUGGACUAUGACAAAUUUAAACUGACAACAUUGAUGCUGUAUGCACGGGACAGGCCUGUGGGCAGCUCCGACACCACCAACACAGCUACUGCAACAAUAAAUAUACUUAUUGAACAGUCGGACACCAAACCACCCUGGUUCCUACCCUGUACCUUCAUUAACACGGACAACAACAUCUGCAUCAGCAGUCCCUACACUGGGAGGGUCAAUAUCUCCGAGGUGUCGAAGGAACCCCUCAUCCUGGAGCCGGGGCCUAUCUACGCUAUUGAUCCUGACUACACUAUAAAUGAAAGAAUUGUCUACAGUAUUGUUGGUGGGGAUACAGACAAAGUAUUCUCAGUGGAUGCAGACACGGGGAAUCUGACUAUGAACAAAGCAGUCACUUCCCCAGAUGGGUUCCUCCUGCAGGUCAUGGCCACCCAGGUCAACAACAUCCAGAAAUACUCCGUAGCCAGUGUAGAGAUUAAGGUCGUCAAUAAAAGUGAGCAUCCACCAUACUUUGAGAACAAGAUCUACAGUGGCCGCGUGUCUGUUGGUCUGGCCCCGAGAAGCUUUGUCUUCCAAGCUGGUGAUCCUUCAAGCCCCCUGAUGAUAACGGCAGUGGAUGAUGACUUCCCUGGUAAAGUCAACCCAAACAUUGAGUACUACAUAAAAAACAGCACUGACUUCAUUGCAACCAAAGACGGAUUCAUCCUGACUAAUGUGGUGCUGCAGUCCCCAGAAACCAUAACCGUUGAGGCUGUUGGGAAAGACACGGUGAGCCUGCAGGAAGCAAGCACUGUGAUUGUGGUGGAGGUCACGCAUGCCACAGCUGGAGCUGUAACCUCCUCUGAUAAGGCGUACACUGCUCAGGAUAUGGCUAUCUUAGGUGGGAUAUUAGCAGCACUGUUAUUACUUGCCUUAGUCUUCCUUGGAGUGAUGAUAUAUAAACAGUACAGAAAACCAGUCAAAUACUUGAUAAGGAAAAAGUUCUCAAAGGAAAUCCCUGGGGGUUUCCAGAACCAAAGCUACAAGCGAGAUUCACUCCCAGAUGUGAGCACCAAAGAGCACGAGACACCAGAGAACGGCAGUGUUGGGUCAGUGACACAUGUACUGAAGCAACCAGCAUUUCCAUUGCCCUCUUCCAAUGCAGAAGAAAUGAACAGCCCCCCCAAGCCUUCUGUAGCCUCCACCAUCACCUUUGACCAGGAAGAGAAAGAGGAAGAAGUGGAAGAGACUGAGCCUAAGAAGGAAGUGAAGUCUAUCCUCAAGACAGACAGGAAUAUGGCAGAUGAUGGCUACAAAGCUGUGUGGUUUAAGACCAGUGUGGAUCCAGAAGCUAGAGAAACAGUUGAGGUGAUUGAGGACAAUGCAGUAGAUAGUGAUGAUGAGAGUGACCAAGAUAUGCAGGAGAAGGAGGAGGAGGAAGAGGAAGAAGAUUAUGACAAGAAUGAUGACCACAGAGGGCUGGGAGUGUCCUCAGCCUGAGAGCUCCCCACCAGCUGCAGAACUGAUGGUCAACAAGUCUCACACAGAUGACAGUGACCUAGGAUGGAAAUAGGCCUGCACCCACCCUCAUCUCUCCUUCCCCCAGAAAAAAGGGGGAGUCUAAGCUGCUUUGCUGACAUGGAGCCCCUCUUUCUGCUCAGAGGAAAAGCCGGGAUGCAGGAGGAUGAGGUUGCCUGUCCUGCUUGCCUGAAUGCAGUGCUUAAAGCCAGAAGAGAUUAUAGCUACUUCAACACUUUUGUGAGACCUUGAAGUAUCACUUAGGAUCUGGGGGAUGGAUGGAUGUGUUUCAUGGGAGCAAUUGAGCCACACAACCCAGUGCUCACCUCCUCUCGAUGGGUAAAUAAGCCAUCACUGACUCCUUGGCUGUUCCUUUUAGGGUGUUUGAUGCCAACUGCAGGGUGUAAGGCAGGACAAGUCACCCUGACCCUGUUUCAGACUGUAUCCAGAAGCUCGUUUCAGGGCUUGGCUCUGCUUUCCACCAUGCCAGACUCUACUCCAGCACCAGCAGCUGGUAUGUGCCACCAUUGUCCUUGUCCUGCCAGCAGCCAGGAAUUUACAUGCUGGGGAGCUGCUGUUUCCUCUGUUACUGAUAAACAAAGGCUGAUCACA